Anoplopoma fimbria (sablefish) is the source of this 4263-nucleotide messenger RNA. It is a transcript of the gene slco3a1a, whose product is annotated as solute carrier organic anion transporter family member 3A1a. NCBI's taxonomy places the organism in Eukaryota, Metazoa, Chordata, Actinopteri, Perciformes, Anoplopomatidae. The transcript is spliced from 10 exons. The record is from RefSeq and is a predicted model, not a curated record. Gene Ontology annotation, cellular component: membrane. Bases 326 to 2437 code for a protein of 703 amino acids. Gene Ontology annotation, molecular function: protein binding. Gene Ontology annotation, biological process: sodium-independent organic anion transport; prostaglandin transport; transmembrane transport.
AGGAGGAGGAAUAAGCCUUUAACCAGGACCACCUCCUGCACCUGAGACCCACAAGGACCCACACCACAGGGGGGAAAACCAUGCAAUUUGACGGAGAUUCACUUGUGCCUUUGCAAACACCUCCAGGGAGUCCACACGUUCCUGCUCGUCGACGAGGAGGCGAUGUUUAGACGCAGACUUUGGACGCGUGUUUGCGCAGCUUGCCAACGUGUAAGAAGACACAACUAGAGAGCAGAAGCACCGUGGAUGUAGUCUCCAGGUCGGUGUCUGUGUCUGUGUGUGUGUGUUUCGGUUUCUCGCUGGUUUCGUUUUUAAAGAAGCGAGGAUGCAGGUGAAGAAGCACAGGGACUCGGAUCGGAGCGGAGGAGACAUUCUGGAAGGAGACGGCCUCCGAAAAAACACCUCAUGCUUCUCAAAUAUCAAGAUAUUCCUGGUGUCGGAAUGCGCCCUCAUGUUGGCUCAGGGCACCGUGGGAGCAUACCUGGUGAGUGUGCUGACAACCCUGGAGCGGCGGUUCAACCUGCAAAGUGCUGACGUAGGAGUGAUAGCCAGCAGCUUCGAGAUAGGCAACCUCGCUCUAAUCCUGUUUGUCAGCUACUUUGGGGCCAAAGCACAUCGGCCCCGUCUGAUUGGCUGCGGGGGUAUUGUCAUGGCGCUUGGCGCCCUUCUUUCAGCUCUGCCUGAGUUUCUCACUAAACAGUAUGAGAUUGGGGAAAUGUGGAGGACUGACGUGGGUCGGGACAUUUGCUCCAACACGAGCAGCGCUGACGCUCAGAUGGCUGAAGACGUGGUGUGCAACAACAGGACCAACACCAACAUGAUGUACCUGCUGCUGAUUGGAGCCCAGGUCCUGCUGGGGAUUGGAGCGACACCCGUGCAGCCCUUGGGGGUGUCCUACAUCGAUGAUCAUGUGAAGAAGAAAGACUCAUCACUCUAUAUAGGAAUCCUCUUUUCUACUCUGGUGUUCGGGCCGGCCUGUGGCUUCAUCCUUGGCUCUCUCUGCACUAAGUUCUACGUGGAUGCUAUCUUCAUUGACACCGAUAAGCUGGGCAUCACUCCAGAAGACCCGCGGUGGAUCGGGGCCUGGUGGGCAGGCUUCCUCCUGUGUGGUGCCUUACUCUUUUGCUCAGCUCUCUUCAUGUUUGGUUUCCCUCAGUCACUGCCCACCAAGGAGAGAGAGGAGGGGGCAGACAGUGAGCAAGUUAUGCUUCCUCCUUCUAUGAGUGCAGACUAUGAGACUCCAAAGCCCAGCAAUGGGGCUGUGCGCAACCACGAGCCUGCCAACAGCCCCACCUGCUGUCAGCAACUCAGAGUGAUCCCCAAGGUGACCAAGCACCUCCUGUCCAACCCCGUGUUCACCUGCAUCGUCCUGGCGGCCUGCAUGGAGAUCGCGGUUGUGGCUGGCUUUGCGGCCUUUCUGGGAAAAUACCUCGAGCAGCAGUUCAACCUCACCACAUCCUCAGCAAACCAGCUGUUAGGUAUGACAGCCAUUCCAUGUGCGUGUCUGGGGAUCUUCAUGGGCGGUCUGCUGGUGAAGAAGCUGAACUUGUCGGCGCUGGGAGCCAUCCGCAUGGCCAUGCUGGUCAACCUGAUCUCCACCGCCUGCUACGUCUCCUUCCUGUUCCUGGGCUGCGACACCGGCCCCGUCGCAGGAGUGACGGUCACAUACGGCAACGAGACUCUGCGGGUGGGCGAGAAACCAGACGCUCCAUGCAUCAGUAAAUGCAACUGCUUCACCUCCUCCAUCAGCCCUGUGUGCGGCUCCAACGGUGUCACCUACCUGUCUGCCUGCCUGGCCGGCUGCACCCAGACAGGCAGCGGUCGGACCACGUCAAACAUCUCACAGAACCUGACGGGAUGCGCUUGUGUGUCCUCCGAGAGUGAACUGGCCACAGCCGUCCCGGGGAAAUGUCCGAUGCCGGGCUGCCAGGAGUCUUUCCUCAUCUUCCUGUGUGUGAUCUGUGCGUGUAGCCUGGUCGGAGCCAUGGCCCAGACGCCCUCAGUUAUCAUCCUAAUCAGGACUGUGAGCCCUGAGCUGAAAUCGUAUGCACUUGGAGUGUUGUUUCUUUUGCUGCGACUCCUCGGAUUCAUCCCCCCUCCUCUGAUCUUUGGUGCUGGGAUCGACUCUACCUGCCUGUUCUGGAGUUCAGACUGCGGCGAUCGGGGUGCUUGCCUGCUGUACGACAACGUCGCCUACAGGCAUCUGUACGUGAGCCUCGCCAUCAUCCUCAAGGGCAUCGCCUUCCUCCUCUACGCCACCACGUGGUAUUGCUUACGCAGGAACUACAAGAAGUACAUCAAAAGUCACGAGGGAUACAUGACGCCGACCGAGUUUUACCCCUCUCUCACCGACGGCCCCAAACAAGUCGACAGGACAAAGUUUAUAUAUAACCUAGAGGACCAUGAGGUUUGUGAAAAUAUGGAGUCAGUUUUAUAGUUUAUUAUGCAAGAAAAGGACAAUGUGGACAUUCAUAUUCUCUCAAAGGAAUAUUUAAUUCUUCUUUUCUUGAGAGGAUAAAAUAAAGUGUUUUUGAUAAAGGCAAUCUAUUUGUCAGAGGCGACGCUGCUCUCCACUGCGCUCCACGUAAACUUUCAUGGGUCCAUUGUAGUCGUUUACGUAUCAGCGAGGUGUUGUCCAGUAUUGCCGGUGAAUUCCUGUGUUGACUCGGUGGUAGAGGACAGGCUAGAGUACUGUCAGGCUCAGUCCUAGCUGAUCAGUAGUGAGUGGACUUGAUGCCAUUACAACUAGUUGCCAUAUUGUUUUAGGUCUGUCAUGAUUCCAGUGGUCCGUGUGAAAAAUGACAGUUUCCUUUCAGUCAGUGCACUGUGUGUUCUGUCUGUCACGCUCUCAAAAAUGAGAUUUCUAUGAUAAGAAAAAGUUGGGUGGUUCUUCAGUUAUUCAUAUUUAAAAAGUUGCCAAGUGUUUACAAACUAAUAGUUCAGUUAAUGCAUUUUAUUGCAAUGCAGGAAGAUUUAUUAUAAGAAGAGAACAGAAAAACCCUGACUGGGUUAUUAUAGUGGCCUACUAGAUGUUUUAACUGUCUGAGAAAAAAGUCUAGUACAUUACAACAAGGUGGUGUUUUCAUGUCAUCAUGCACUGUUCAGUUUCUCGUUCUAUUGCUGGAACACAGCCACUGUUUUUGAUACUGUUUAGACUAGACUGUGAAGUCUUGUCUCGUAGGUGCAAAUGUGCAAUUCAUAUCUGAUACAUCCAUGUUUAUUACUAGACCGCACGUUUGUUUUUCAUUAUAGCAGUUUGUUUAAUUUCCAUAUUUGUUUUUACAUCUGCAGAGUUUAUCCAGCCUAACACGUCUUAAUAAGGGAUUAUUCAUACAAGAAUGUUAAUUAUAUUUUCUUUUGACGUUUGCACCUAAAUAGCAGAGCAAACAAGAAAAUCAAGAGUAAUGUGUUUUGGACAUUCAAGUAAAAGAGAUGGGGAGUAACAUAUUUGUUUCAUUAGGCCAGGAAUGUUUUAUUAGAUCGUUUUUGAAAGAACAGUAUAAAUUAUGUAUAAUCUAAUUGUCUGAGAUGUUUGUGUCUGCUGUCACAGAAGAUUUGGGACAAUUCAUAGCGAUGAAAAUAGUAUGUUGCAUUGUUGGGGCAAACAACAAAAAAACUAGGCCUGUAAUGUCUGGAAGGUGGCUGCACAAUUUAUUAAAAUUUUGUACAAUAAUACGGCUUUGGUUACAUUUUCGGAAUUCCAUUCGGCGCAAUAUUUGCAAGAGGCUAAAUGUGUUUUAAAAAUACAAUUUGAGAUUGAAUAUUGUUGUGCUGCAGAGACGUUCCCGCCCACAUAUCAUAUUCUACAGACUUAAGAAAACGUCUUUGUUUGCUACAGAGACCCGCAUCAAUCACGCCAUAAUCAUUUUAUGUUUUUUCAGCAAAAACAAGAAUGAUAAUGUAAAAAAUAUCAUUCCUACUAAUAUUGCAAAUCAUGUAGCAAUUGCAAUAUCAGUCAAACCACAAUUAGGUUUAAUUUAUCAAAACCGUGCAGUCCUAAUCUGGGAUAAGAAAUACAUUAAUACUACGGCAGGGUUUGUGUGUGCAAGGUCAAAACAAAAUGAACAAUAAGAACACACUGAAUUUAUUCCUGGACAUUUAUUUGAAGAACUCUUUGGUGCAACUCGGCACACACUGUACGACCUGUUGCUCUACUGAUCUCUCUGCAUUUAAAGUUUUGACAUUGUCCCUUUUCUUACACUUUUUGUAUGGCAACAUAUCAUUUAUUUUACUCUGGAAAUAAAUUAUUUUUCAGAAAAGAAA